ACCUCACCUUUAUAAUGCACACUUCUUAGAACCAAACUUCCAGUCUAGCAUCAUCAUUUCAUGACUGUGCUCCGGCUUUAACGCGUCAAGGGAGGUUCCCUUGCGUGAGGAUGUCGUUAGUGAACUUCUCAGGGCAGAACGUGGUACAGUUCACCAUCACAGGCUUCGACCAUCUACCCUACCACAAGCUGAUGGGCACUGUGAUCCUGCUGGCCUACUGCCUGGCCCUCCUCGGCUCCACCACCAACAUCUGCGUCAUCUCCACAGACAGGCGUCUGCACCGCCCCAUGUACCUGCUGAUCUGUAACCUGGCUCUGGUGGACAUCAUGUUCACCACCGGCGCCAGUACCACCAUGAUCUCUGUUCUGCUGGCCGGGGACAAAACCGUCUCCUACAACUCUUGCCUGUCCCGCGUCUUCAUCCACCACCUAGGAGACGUCACACAGUGUCUGGCCCUCUCUCUGAUGGCACUAGAUCGCACUGUGGCCAUCAGCGAGCCCUUACGCUAUGCCACCAUCCUGACCAACCAGCGAGUGUUCCUAUUGAUUGUGGUGUCCUGGCUUUUGGGGAUCGGUUGCAUUGGCAAAUUGGCGUACAUUGCAGAUCAGCUGCCGUACUGUCAGCCUGUGAUCAAAUACGUUUUCUGUGACUAUGCAGCGAUCAUCAGGGCAGCCUGUGUGGAUCCAGAACCGUAUUGGUUUGUGUCCCGUAUAAUUAGUCUGUGGCUAAUCGCUGGGCAGUUGCCAUUGAUCUUACUUUCCUAUGGGAAACUUGUCUUUACUGUGCUGAGGCUCCCAAGCACGGAGAAAGGAGGGCGCACGUUCCGCACUGUCAUCAGCCAUUUAAUCCCUGUUUUUUCUUUCUAUGCUCCGAAGCUGGUGUCAGUACUGUUAACCAGAGUGGGAGUUAGGCUGUACUUAACAGCGAGAAACGCUUUGCAGAUCAUCUCUACGCUAGUGCCACCUCUCAUUAACCCCUCCGUCUACUGUCUGCAGAACAAAGAGAUCAGAGGCGUUGUCUUACGCAUAUUCAGGAGAAAUCCGGUCUUACCAUCCAAGGACUAA
This is a messenger RNA of Gadus morhua (Atlantic cod), 1064 nucleotides long. Its product is annotated as olfactory receptor 10G4-like. The transcript has a single exon. Gene Ontology annotation, biological process: G protein-coupled receptor signaling pathway. The record is from RefSeq and is a predicted model, not a curated record. Gene Ontology annotation, cellular component: membrane. Gene Ontology annotation, molecular function: G protein-coupled receptor activity; olfactory receptor activity. Lineage: Eukaryota; Metazoa; Chordata; Actinopteri; Gadiformes; Gadidae. Bases 111 to 1064 code for a protein of 317 amino acids.